UAGCAGAGUUGCAAAAGGAUACUGCUUCCGUACUUUUGGCUACAUUAAACGCUGCUGCGCAUCGGAUCAUCCUGUGUGCUUCUGGGAUGAACCUGCUUACUAGCCGUCUAAAGCAUUGUUUGUACGUACUAUUUCUAUGAAUUUCAUUGCAUGGUCUGUACAUAGCUCCCACCACGAGUCCCGAACUAUAGCGGUCGGCCGCACGGCAAUCGUUCGCGAUGGGAUACCCGGCGUGUUGAGGUGUGUUGUUACAGGGUACCGUCCACCAAGCGGUUGAACUUUCGGCAGGUCGACUCCCAGACCUCGUCCCACUUCAUCAUCGCCAGGCCUCUCUCCAGUGUUUCCUUCCGUUGCUUCCGGAUCCGGAGCGAUUCCUGCCACGCGCUCUUGACCUCGUCAAAGGUAAAGCCGCGCUCCUUCACCAGAAUGUUGUGCCGUUGCUGCAGGGUCAGCUUGAGCUGGCGGCGUUUCCUUCGCGGCGGCCUCGUCUGCUCGUAUUUUUCGAGCAGUAUGAUCUGGCGCGCCGAAUGGCGGGGUUCGGCUAGUUCCCCGUCCAGCAUGACAGGUGGUCCCGUCGUCGCGGAGGGGUGGUUUCCCAGGGUCAUCUUCAGGUGGCGAAUGUCCACGUUUUGAAAUCGCACCGAGUGCCGUUGUUGCGUGUCUCGGCUUGCACCGGUAGCAUCGUAGUUGGACGAGGAUCGUAUCAGUAUGGGUUGAUCAAAGUUUGUGGUUCCUGUUCCGUCUGCAGCUCGAUUGAGAGGAGCGCUAGCGGGCGGAUACAUGCCGGGAGAACUGUACCUCGGCCUGCGCAGCACCGACCUUGGAUGGCCUGCCUCCGUGCUGUCGCCGAGGCACGUCCCGUCCACGACCGGCAGGUAUCCGGCACACGGCACGGCGCAGAGAUGUUCGAUUAUGUCGUCCAGGUCGGCUUGAAACCUCUGUUUGUUUGGGUGCGAAUCUUCCGUUUCGUCUUCCAGGUGCUCGUAGUCGAGGGCCUUGGGAUUCGUUUGGUUCAGGUGCUGGUCCAAGACAUCGAGGUACUCCAUCUCCUUCGAGUCUUCGAUCGAAACAAACACAUCGUUCGCGUUUACGCUGUUGGUGUCCGACAUGCUGUCCUGCCGUUCCAUGGAAAUGGGUUGCUGGAUGAAGCUCCGGUGUCGCGGACCCUUCAUUCCCAGCCGCUGCUUCUCCACGACACGCCUCAUGAGCUUCAUUUCGUUGGAUCCCUCGAUGAUUUCGUCUGUUGAAUCGAAGCUCCCUGCCUGGCUUCCGUCCAGCGGGUUCCUCCCGUCCCGGACAAAAUCGUACUGCGAAGGAUCGCACCGGUUCGUGACAUUCUCGUUCUUGGUGGUGGCGCUCCCGGGCGACACGACGAUCUGUGUCUCCUUGACGCUGUUGCAGUCUCCGCCCACCGCCUGGACUUCGAUUUCGAUCUCACCGAUGUCAAAGGCGCCGCAGCACAAAGAGUACUGCGAUUGGUCGUCGUUUAUUACAGCAGAGGGCGGCAUUGUUCCGUUCUGUGCUUGGUGUGUUCCUGCGAGCAAUCAAGGAUCCUUGGGAAUGGGGGUCCAGCGGGGUCCGAGCCACGAAUCUCGGGUCUCGUGCCGGAAUGAGUCUAGCGUCGCACCGGCGUAUCGUGUUGCACUGGCACUCUCUUCUUUGUGCUGCUUUCGUUCCGUGCUAUUCGGUUUGGUUUGGCUGGGUGGCUGGCUGGCUGGCUAGCAAAGAGAGGCCUGGCAAUGGCGUCCACAACAGCUUCGAAUUGCUGGGGCUAGGUCGCGGGACCGGAGGGUCGGCGUCUUGGUGGGUUUGCGGAUCAAUCGGUUUCGAUCCACGAAAGAAAAUAGAACGAUGGUGCAUUGGCGGUGUCGGUGCCACCCGGUGGGGCACGAGUCGUCGAGAGAAGGCGUUUCUUGCGGUGGCAAGCACUACACUAGCACUCACUACCACCGGUACGUAGUACCCGUACCGGUUGCUGCGCAAGAGGCGUGCGGGUUUUUACAACAACCCACGCUCUCGUUACAUAAGGAAAUUUUCGGCUGCAGAGCGUCUUUUUUCACUAUCGUGCACCGCACCCCAACGAAACGUACGAGUACGAAGAACAGAACUGUACAGUAGUUACACCUCCGCCUCGGGAAAAAGUUUUCACUGUCACACAAAAGGUUCCGUUAGAACGUCCCCUAAGGCGCAGCACGAAUGAAUAUUUAUUCGUACA
This is a messenger RNA of Pseudo-nitzschia multistriata, 2215 nucleotides long. The record is from the annotation of a GenBank genome assembly. NCBI's taxonomy places the organism in Eukaryota, Bacillariophyta, Bacillariophyceae, Bacillariales, Bacillariaceae.